This is a messenger RNA of Peronospora matthiolae, 120 nucleotides long. The record is from the annotation of a GenBank genome assembly. Lineage: Eukaryota; Oomycota; Peronosporomycetes; Peronosporales; Peronosporaceae.
AUGCUCACCCGCUAUUUUGAAGAAGGGCCGUCGGAAAACGACCUCCCCGAACGCGAGUACAGGGAUUGCAAAGUGUCGAUCCCUUCGGCAAUCUCGGAAGAGAUGCGCGCCCUCCAGUAG